This is a messenger RNA of Dermatophagoides farinae (American house dust mite), 2086 nucleotides long. RefSeq names its product small ribosomal subunit protein mS39. Gene Ontology annotation, cellular component: mitochondrion. The record is from RefSeq and is a predicted model, not a curated record. Lineage: Eukaryota; Metazoa; Arthropoda; Arachnida; Sarcoptiformes; Pyroglyphidae. Gene Ontology annotation, biological process: mitochondrial translation. Gene Ontology annotation, molecular function: ribosomal small subunit binding; rRNA binding; protein binding.
AAAUCACAUGUCCGAAAAAUUUCGAUUCCGAAAUUUUUGUUUUAUUUUUGUUUUGUGUAAAAAGAAUUCAUCAUAAAGAUGCAAUCAAUGUUUGUACCGGCGUUGAAUUUAUCAUUUCAGAAUGUUCUUCGUAUAAGUUGCGUGAAUAAACGGUUGGUUAGCAUUGCAAAAAAUAAAAAAUCGCUUGAUGAAAUUAUUAAGAUACCGAAAGCUAUUCCAAGAGGACCUACGGACAUUCUAAAAGCAUUAGCUUCGACUGUCGAACAAGAUAAUACCGGUCCAGGUUAUCAAUAUAUUGAUGAUCCAUAUUUAACGCCAAUGAACAAUGUUGAUAAGCGCACUUAUUCUAUUUCAAAAGAAUCGGGAAGAAAAACGGCCAGAUAUUUUAUUGAAAAAUAUCCAGAAUUAUUUAUACGUGAUAUGUCUGAGCCAAAAAUCGAAGCAUUCACUCAUAAAGAAAUCUAUGAUGAAUCAAUGGAAUUUGAUGAAACAGAUCUACAGAAAUCGAUUAUUCGUUCUGAAGUGAUUAAUUCAAUUGUUUGCUAUGAAAAACUGAUCAAAGAUGGUAAAUCAAUCGGCCAGGAAACUGUUUAUGAUCUAUUAGAUUUAGUCUGUUUUUUCAAUGGUGAAGAUCAAAAAGAACAUUAUGUUGAAGAAGAUUUCUUUCAGAAAUCGGCGAAAAAACAAAACCUCACCACAUGGAAGGAUAAUGGUUUCGCUGAAAAAUUAUUCGAAUCUAUUGAACCGAAAAAUGAUCGUGCUUAUUCCACAAUCAUAAUGGGUAUGGCUAAACAUAAUCAAUUUGAAAGAGCAUUCUCUUUAUAUCAACAAGCAAUCGAUCUGAAUUUCAAACUUAAUACUGCAACUUAUAAUGCAUUGAUCAAUAUUUGUAAUGAUCUAUAUUCAUCAAAUGAAGAACGUUGGAAAACGGUCGUAGAUUUAUUGAAAACAAUGAAUACAAAUCAAAUUGCACCAGAUAUUGGAACAUUGAAUAAUGUUCUUAAACAGAUUUCUAAAUUUAAAUUUUUCAAUCAAAGUACUGAACUUGUAUUGAAAACAUUGAAUGAAUUUGCAUAUAAAUUUGGAAUUCGGCCUAGUUUAGGUACCUAUUAUCAUUUACUUAGUAGUUUUUAUCGAUCACGAAACAAUAAGAGCCCGUUUAUCUAUGAAAUUAUUGAUAAAAUUAAUGAUGAAAAAUUCGAACCACAAGAUAUGGAUGAUGUUUAUUUUUUUGCAACUGCCAUGGACAUUACAUUCAAUCUGAAUGAUGUACAACUUGCCUAUAAGAUUAAUAAAAUUGCUAAACGGAAUCCAAAUUUACUUGGUCCUAAUUCUAGUCAAAAUGUUUACUACUACAAAUUCCUGAAACUUUCAUGUCUAUCCGAAUCGAUUGAAAAUUUUAUCGCCUUAUAUAAUGAAUAUGUUCCACACAUGUAUUCACCAAAUGUUGAUCUAAUGGAUAAUCUGCUCAAAACGAUCAAAGUUUAUAAAGCCAUGAAUUAUUUACCACAAAUCUAUGAUGAUUUACGAUUAUUAUAUUAUCUUUAUAAUAUGGAUAUAUUACAAUCUUUAUUAUUGGCAAUGAAUGAAAUACAGAAAAAUGAUCCACUAUUAUCCAAAUUCAAUCAAAUAGUGAUUGAUUUAUUCAACAAAGUUAAUUUGAAAAUUUCAAAAAACAUUGAAAUGGGCUAUGAUCCAAGUCUUCAAUGGACUGGAAAAACAUUAUCAUUAUGUUUAUCCAUAUUGAAUAAAUGUGAAGAUUUAGAUAUGGGCUAUACAAUAUUGGAAAAGAUGUAUUCAUUAAGAAAUGAACUAUAUGAUCAACCAGAAUCACAAGCGUUAACUGAUUUUGCAAACAUGGCUUUUCAAAACAAACGAUAUGAUUACAUCUUAUUCUGUGUGCGAUUAUGUAAAGAUUUUGGUAAAAAAGAUGUCAUUGAUAUUAUUCGACAGGAAUUUGAAAAAUCAGAAGCCAAUAUACUGGAUGAGAAUUUAAGGAAUAAACUCAAACGAUUGCUCGUUUAAUGUUGGACAAUUUUCUUUGAAUACAAAUACCUGUUCUUCAUGAAUAUUAUCAGUCCGAUUG